This is a messenger RNA of Mastomys coucha (southern multimammate mouse), 1234 nucleotides long. RefSeq names its product solute carrier family 25 member 39 (gene Slc25a39). The transcript is spliced from 13 exons. Lineage: Eukaryota; Metazoa; Chordata; Mammalia; Rodentia; Muridae. Bases 158 to 1234 code for a protein of 358 amino acids. The record is from RefSeq and is a predicted model, not a curated record. Gene Ontology annotation, biological process: mitochondrial transmembrane transport.
CUGUGGGCGGGGCCGGCCCCACAGCUCUCCCGGGCGGCCGCUGUGCGGAGCGAGCGCGCGCGGACCCUGCACCGGCCGCGGAGCCGCUAUGGGCCCGCCAGGCCCCUGGCGUGGCGCCGCGCAAGGAUCCGCUCAGAGCCAGGAUUGAAACUCCGAGAUGGAUGAUCAGGAUCCUGGGGGCAUUAGCCCCCUUCAGCAAAUGGUGGCUUCAGGAGCUGGGGCUGUGGUCACUUCCCUUUUCAUGACACCCCUGGAUGUGGUGAAGGUCCGCCUUCAGUCUCAGAGACCCUCAGCCAGCGAAUUGACAACUCCCUCCAGUUUCUGGGGUCUCUCCUACACCAAAUCACCCUCUGCUCUGCAGUCCCCAGGGAAGUGCCUCCUUUACUGCAAUGGCGUCCUGGAGCCCCUGUACCUGUGCCCAAAUGGUACCCGGUGCGCCACCUGGUUUCAGGAUCCCACCCGGUUCACUGGCACCUUGGAUGCCUUUGCCAAGAUUGUGAGGCAUGAGGGCACUAGGACCCUGUGGAGCGGCCUCCCAGCCACCCUGGUGAUGACUGUCCCAGCUACUGCCAUCUACUUCACUGCUUAUGACCAACUCAAGGCCUUCCUAUGUGGCCAGUCCUUGACCUCUGACCUCUACGCACCCAUGGUGGCUGGUGCCCUCGCCCGAAUGGGCACUGUGACAGUGGUCAGCCCCUUGGAGCUUGUGCGAACCAAGCUGCAGGCUCAGCAUGUGUCAUACCGAGAGCUGGCUACCUGCGUUCAAGCUGCGGUGGCUCAGGGUGGCUGGCGCUCACUGUGGCUGGGCUGGGGUCCCACAGCUCUUCGCGAUGUACCCUUCUCAGCUCUGUACUGGUUCAACUAUGAGCUGGUGAAGAGCUGGCUGAAUGGACUAAGACCGAAAGACCAGACAUCUGUGGGUGUCAGCUUUGUGGCUGGUGGUAUCUCAGGAAUGGUGGCUGCCACCCUUACCCUACCCUUUGAUGUGGUGAAGACACAGCGACAAAUGUCACUGGGAGCAGUGGAGGCUGUGAGAGUGAGGCCGCCCAGAAUUGACUCCACCUGGCUCCUGCUUCGGAGAAUCCAGGCUGAAUCUGCUUGGCCCCGAGGAUCUGAGAGCUCGGGCCAGGCAGUAUUCUCAGCCCUGAUCGUUCCUUGUCUAAAGAUGAUGAUCUUCUGUGCACUGCUGUGGCUGCGGUGUCUUGGGGCUCCUGCAUCCUUGGCAGGAGGCUGA